GGCCCCUGUCUCCCGUUCUGUGGCCCCUGUCUCAAGUUGUGUGGCCCCUGUCUCCCGUUAUGUGGCCCCGUGUCCGGCUAUGCCGCUCCCCCGGGACGCGCUGUGCGGCCGCCGCUCCUGAUUGGCUGUUGCCAGGUAACGUGAUAAUGGAGCUGAGGCUGCUCUGCCGGGAUGUGUGCGCUCCAGUAGCAGAACAAAAGCUGCCGGAGGCGGGAUGCUGGCGGCGCCGGGACCGCUCAGAGCUGCCGUGUACCGUCACCGCCGCCCCCUCCCCGGCUUAGCUCGGCACGCUGGGUGUCAGGGAGGGAGACACGGCCGCUCCAUCACCGAGCUCCGCUCCUGCCAGGGCCGGCGCCGCUCACAGGCCGCAGAACAUCCAUAGCAACACAUUCCGCCGCACAGGAGGCGACAGAUGCAGCAGAGCUGAGCGAGUGCAACCAGAUCCCUGCUGACCGCAGUUGACGUUGCUGUAGCCGCUGGUUUUACUCUUCUACCGCCAGGAUGGAGAAUGAGACCCCAAGUUCCACCAGCAGCCGCCCGGCCAACCCCUCGGGAGCAGCGUCCAGCGGGAUCCCAGACCGGCAGACAGUUCAGGUGAUCCAACAGGCUCUGUCCCGCCAGCCCAACACAGCAGCGCAGUAUCUGCAGCAGAUGUACGCAGCUCAGCAGCAGCACCUGAUGCUGCAAACCGCAGCGCUACAGCAGCAGCAGCAACAGCAGCACCUGAGCAGCGCGCAGCUGCAGAGCCUGGCCGCGGCCCAGCAGGCCAACAUAGCCGCCAGCAGAGCGCCCCCCGCAGUCAGCACUUCUCAGCAGACCCCACCCCAGCCACUGACGAUCAUCCAGCGUCCACAGACGAUCAGCUCCGCGCCCCCGACGUCCUCAGGGAUCGCUCAGCAGGCCGUGCUCCUUGGAAACACCGCGUCUCCGGGCCUGAGCGCCAACCAGGCUCAGAUGUAUCUCCGAGCACAGAUGCUAAUCUUUACUCCGACUGCCACUGUGAGCAGCAUCCCAUCUGAGGUCAGUGCAGGAACUUCCUCUCAGGUACAGAAUCUCGCUGUGCGAGGAGCAGGCGUCAGCCAAUCACAGCUUCCCAGCUUUACCACCGCCACAAGUAACCUCCUUCCAGUGACCUCCACCUCACAAACCAAAACCACAGGAAACCCACAAAGUGACACCUCAGCCAAGAGCACAGACAGCCGGGGGACAACAGGCCGGACCCCCGUCACAGCGCACCCCAUCAUUACUACAGCCUGCACCCCCCACCUCAUUCAGCCUCAGAAGCAGAUCCAGCCUCGCCCGUUGCUGCCCUCGGUCGGCUCUUCAGGGCAGCCUCUCAGCCAUCAGUGUCUCCCCUCUCCAGCCAUCACAUCCCUGACAGCGAUUGGACCCUCAUCCACUUGUGCUGAGACCAAUGGGCACAGACAGAGCCCCAUCACAAGCCACGCAGGACAGGAGGUCACCGUCCAGCCCAAGCUUCUCCCGGUCAGCUCCGCGGUCAUCCUGCAGAUUCCAGCCGCUCCCGGCACGAACCAUGCCGCAGCAGAGACCCUCUAUAAACACAGCUCAACCAUCAGUCCUUCUCUGGUGAAAGUGCAGCCGCCAGUGCCGGUUCAUGCAGCCGCCGUGUCCAUCACCAGAGCCCCAAACCCUUACCAGGCACAUGAGUCCGCUCACACAGGCGUGCCAGGCUCUGACUCUUGCCCUCCACUGGACAUGACAUCGGGAAAUGGUUCAUCGCCCAUUCCUGCCGCCGCCACCGGCAACACCCCUCAGAACGGUGAGAACAAACCGCCGCAGGCCGUGGUCAAACCGCAGAUCCUCACCCAUGUCAUCGAAGGCUUCGUGAUCCAAGAGGGAGCCCAGCCGUUCCCGUCACACAGGAGCAGAGUUGUCCUCGAGGUGGGGCGCUCUACUCUGCUCGUGAGCUCAAAGGAGAAGCAUCCGCAAGGACCAGCGCCGGAGAAACAGCCCCAACCGGACGCCAACGCGGCCAACACGACAACCGACUCCGAGAUGGAGGAGACCUUCAGAGCAGCCUCCAAAAAUGAAAGUGAUCCCCCUAAACUAAAGUGCGAGCUCUGCGGCCGAGUGGACUUGGAGUACAAAUUUAAACGUUCGAAGCGGUUCUGUUCUAUGGCGUGCGCAAAAAGGUAUAACGUGGGCUGCACUAAGCGCGUUGGCCUUUUUCAUCCGGAUCGCAGCAAGGUACAGAAACCCGCAGUAGUAGUAGUAGCUGCCGCCAAACCCCUGCGGCGGAGAUCACGGAAGAAUACCGCGCAGAGUCCCAGCGCAGAGGACACGAUGCAGAUGCCGGAACCCAUCACACCCAUUAGUGUGACGCCCCUGACUACGACUACAACCACCACCACCUCCAACCUCAAACACAGCAACAGCCAGGACUCCAGCCGCUGCUCUGACAACUCCAGCUACGAGGAGCCAUUAUCGCCCAUGUCUGCCAGCUCGUCCCUCUCCCGCCAGCGCCAUAAUGACCGGGGACUGGAGCUGACGGAUAUACAGGGGGGAGACCUGUUAACGGCGAACCACAACUUCUUACCGAGCGACCCCACUAAGUGGAACGUGGAAGACGUCUACAAGUUCAUCCGCUCCUUGCCAGGUUGUCAGGAGAUUUCCGAAGAGUUCCGCUCGCAGGAGAUCGACGGCCAAGCCCUGCUGCUCCUCAAAGAAGAUCAUCUCAUGAGCACCAUGAACAUUAAACUGGGGCCGGCGCUGAAGCUCUACGCCCGGAUCAGCAUGCUGAAGGAUUCCUAACCUGCUCAACCCCCUAGUGCAACGUCUGGACUGAAGGCCUGGGGGGGGGGGGGGGGGGGGGCGGCCACGUGCUCCUCCGGAGGGCCGAGAUUAUCUGCAAUGGGAUAACCACGAAUGGAUGGAGUUGGAACUGCGUUAUUUAUAGGAGUUUUCCCUCAUUUUAUAUAUUUUUAUGACCAAAUUCUCUAUUUUAUAAGGUUCCUCCAGUUUUUUCAGCAAAAAAGAAGAAAAAUGAAUUUGUAGAUUUGUAUCCGACCAACAUUUCAUUUAUUCGAAAACUUUUUGUUAAUUUUUUCUGGAUUUCGAUUUACAAGGUUCUUGGCUCCUUUCAUCCAGCGGUGAGGUCCCAGGUAGAGCCUUGCGCAUUUUUUUGUUUAAAUCCCGCUGUAUUUCUGACCAAUCCUUCCUGCUCCUGCAACGUAUGUGUCCAAUCCUGCCCGCUGUAUUUCUGACCAUUACUGCCCGCUCCCGCUGUAUUUCUGACCAUUACUGCCCGCUCCCGCUGCACUUCUGACCAUUACUGCCCGCUCACGCUGUAUUUCUGACCAUUACUGCCCGCUGUAUUUCUGACCAUUACUGCCCGCUCCCGCUGUAUUUCUGACCAUUACUGCCCGCUCCCGCUGUAUUUCUGACCAUUACUGCCCGCUCCCGCUGCACUUCUGACCAUUACUGCCCGCUCCCGCUGCACUUCUGACCAUUACUGCCCGCUCACGCUGUAUUUCUGACCAUUACUGCCCGCUCCCGCUGUAUUUCUGACCAUUACUGCCCGCUGUACUUCUGACCAUUACUGCCCGCUCCCGCUGUACUUCUGACCAUUACUGCCCGCUCCCGCUGUAUUUCUGACCAUUACUGCCCGCUCCCGCUGUAUUUCUGACCAUUACUGCCUGAUUAAGGUGUGUUCCACUCUUGCAACGUUUGUCCACAUGGUCUAACCAUUACCGACGUUCCCGCAAGGUGUGUUCAGCUCCUGUCACAUGUGUCCAAUUCUGCGCGCUCAAGCCACGAGUCCACUCCCGCUAUAUUUCUAGCCACUACCACAAAGUGCGUUUUCUGCUCCUGCAACAUGUGUACAAUCCGUGUUCUGUUCCCGCAAACAUUUUGUCACAGCUUUUAGAAAUAAUACCCCUCCUGCCAUUUCAUCAUCCCUUGUGCCAUGUCAUCAACCUCAGCAGGAUUUGGCGGGACCCGCUAUAUGUUCGGUGACUGCCCGCUCCCUCCCCCAACAACCUUAUUACCGCCCGCAAGUUUUUCUUUUUUUAUAGGACCAGUGAGAUCCCUUUUCCGAUGCAUUGCUCUAGUCUCUGGGAUUAGAGGUAGAAGGACGCAGAGCAACGGCGGCGACUGGUCCCAUCGUCUUCUCCUUCAUUAUAGCGGACAUUGACUGAAUAGCUGCAAGGAAGCAUUUCUGGCCUCACGCUGGACACCACUGAUGGUCACGACUCCUCUCUACAAUGCCGAAAGUAGACGACCAUGUAUGAGACCUCUACACCUCCUGAUACUGUAAGACCACGUCUAACAGCUGUAUGGUGGGCCCUCAAUAACAGGGGGACCCCAGUGCAGCCUCUCUGACCUCUCACGUGCACAGCAUUCACACGUUCUCCACUGGGUGCUGGUACGAUCCAUAGCGGUCACAUUGAGCGGUCUACCCUCAUCUACGGCCCCGGACCCUUCUCCGUAUUACAUUUCCAGAGCUUGGGCUGUAUUUUAUAUAUUAUUUUUUCAUGCUAUUAGACUAAUCCUUUCAGUAUUUCUCAUAGCCAAAAAAACCAUUACCAGGAAGACACUCACUUGGCACUGCCCACCAGCCAUACCUUCUCUCCAGCCCGGGCAGUGUUCCUGUGCACUACAGAUAAAACGUCUACUACUGUGAUGGCCCCCGGGGGGAUGGGAUCUAUGGUGCUAGGUUAUAAAGUCUGUGUUAUCUUUAUUUUAUAAAUAAAGUUGCAGUUGUAUUAAUAAUAUGUCGUGUUGGCCACGUGUUCUGAAGUCUU
Molecule: messenger RNA, 4763 nt
Organism: Hyla sarda
Lineage: Eukaryota; Metazoa; Chordata; Amphibia; Anura; Hylidae
Gene: PHC2
Product: polyhomeotic homolog 2
Exons: 16
Coding region: 502-2772 (756 amino acids)
Cellular component (GO): PRC1 complex; nucleus
Molecular function (GO): zinc ion binding; protein binding
Source: RefSeq, a predicted model, not a curated record